Alternaria viburni is the source of this 501-nucleotide messenger RNA. RefSeq lists its product as uncharacterized. Lineage: Eukaryota; Fungi; Ascomycota; Dothideomycetes; Pleosporales; Pleosporaceae. The record is from RefSeq and is a predicted model, not a curated record. Bases 1 to 501 code for a protein of 166 amino acids. The transcript has 2 exons.
AUGCCCGUCAUUGGUACACAGUCGAACUCGCCAUCCCCAGAGCCAUCGCCAGGACCGUAUGUGCCGCAGUUCUAUCGCGAGCCGCUCGAGCGUCUCACUCGCGAGAUGCUCUACGAUCGCAUAUAUAUAGUCCUGCGGGAUACCUUGGCUAUCUGGUGGGCCGAGAAUCCGGACGCGAUGCAUCGUCUAGUCUACUAUCUGUCCGACUAUGUCAUUAACCUAGGUGUACACGGUAUCUUCGGUCCUAAUGGUAUACAGUCACUCUGGCAACUCUGCAUGUUCAUAGGGCAUGAGGGUAGACGUAGCUAUAUGUGUUUGGCCGUCCAUCCGGAACGCGGCCGCACUGGGGCCCCCACGAUCGUUCUCAAGGGCGACCUCUGCGAGAAGGAGGGGAAUGACCCAUUGGUAGACGAGGAGGUCUACGGAUUGGCCAAAGACGGGUUUGAGAAGGCCGCUCUGGGGUUGCAUGCAAUGAUCCUCGCCAAAUCUCCAAAGAUUUAG